Molecule: messenger RNA, 792 nt
Organism: Mycotypha africana
Lineage: Eukaryota; Fungi; Mucoromycota; Mucoromycetes; Mucorales; Mycotyphaceae
Exons: 3
Coding region: 1-792 (263 amino acids)
Cellular component (GO): mitochondrion; cytoplasm
Source: RefSeq, a predicted model, not a curated record
AUGCCAGUCAAUGAGGAUGAUGCUACUUCAUAUUGGAGCCAAAUAAACCGGAAACUCAACAAAAAGCCAACGGAAGCGACAGCUCACAAAAAGGUUGACGAUUGGGCAGACUCAAUCGUUCAAACUGUCUGGCGUCCUGUCACUGUAGGUUUGAUUAUUGGAGGACCUACGCUCUACAUUCUUCGCAAGUACAUCAUUGGCAAACGUUUUAAAACUGCUGCUCAUAUUCCUAUCGAGUAUCUCGAGAAGCAAUGCAAAAUACGAGGCAGAGUCGUAUCCGUAGGAGAUAGUGACAAUUUUCGACUAUACCAUACACCUGGAUUAGGUUGGAAUGGUUUCUGGGCAUUGCGGAAGAUACCACAAACUCGAAAGGAGCUUCGAAAUCAAACAAUAUCAGUGCGAAUAGCAGGUGUAGACGCACCAGAGGGUGCUCAUUUUGGUAUGCCUGCUCAGCCUUUUUCAACGGAAGCCCUCCAAUUUUUGAAGAAAUUAGUUUUGAAUAGAACAGUUGAAGUGCAACUUCUGAGCCGAGAUCAGUACCAGAGAGUGGUAGCGAUGGCUUUCGUUAGAAGACCACCGUUUUUUCUAAAAAAGAAUGUCUCUGUGGAAAUGGUGAAAGCAGGUUUGGCGAGUAUUUAUGAAGCCAAAGGAGCACAAUAUGCUGGGCAGUUUGAGCAAUUACAGAAAUAUGAAGCUUACGCAAAGUCCAAAAAGAAAGGCAUCUGGUCCUUAAAAAAGAAAUAUAUUUCACCUUCAGAGCAUAAAGCGAGAUACCUCAAUGGAAGCAGAUAA